GACAGCGAAGGACAUACCCGAUAUUGAUUACAACUACCUUAUAUAUUGAUCGAUUUACAUGUAUAGGCUCGGUAUGUUUAUUUUAAAUUCAACCUGAAGGAGUAUAAAUUUAAGAUAUUUAUGAAGAAAAAUAUAAAGGAGAAUUGUGAGUGAAUAUCAUAGCCUUGGAGUAACUGUAUGAUAGCAAAGAUAUGUGACAAAUGUCUCGGCCGAAACUAGGCGUCUACAUCAGGAAGAUAAACUAUCUGUCUACGAAAGAGGACAAAGAAUACAAAGAUGACGAGGAAACGCAGGGCAACCAGUUAAUAGAUUAUGAGCGCCUCUGUGAUCAAGAUGAAAACUUCAAUUUUGAAGAGCUGAAGGAUGGCUAUGCAGCGUUUAGGGAAAAAGUUUGUAUACCCAAGUUUACAGGCAGACAUUCUCCGCCGUAUUGGGUGGCUUAUUCUACUGCAUGUGUUCUUGAAAGGUUAACCAGAGACUUUGAAGACGACGAGAGCAAGCAUUUACAGAUAGGUCAUGAAUUGCUGUACACUUGGUUGGCGCUGUUUUGUGCCAGACCAAGUUCUGGACAGUUAGAUCUCAUGUCAAACUUUACAGGCGGUCUGUUUGAAAAGUAUAUAGAGGCUUGCAAAGCAGACGAACUGGUCAAGAUAAUGUCCCGGAUGAAGAUAAAAUUUUCCUACGACGCGAAGAAUGAAACAGACGAGGAAAGAACCUAUGCAAGCUUUCUUAGCGACAAUGCAAAAACGUUCUUUCAAAAUCUCACUGAAGAACAAUGCGCAGAGCCAGUGGUACUGGAAGCUUUCCUUGAUCUGCGAAUCUUCUAUCAGCAACAAAUUUCAAAAAUAUCCCCCACUUUGGCACUAUAUGUCGGAUACCUAGUUCGUGACAUGGCAUCAAAAUUCAAAACCAAUGUUGGCGACCCGUAUAAAAAACUAGCGAACGUGCAGGUCAUUGUAACCCAUCUGUCGUAUAUUGAAGAAUCUCUGUGUACCUUCGAGGGUGAUCUGAAAGCACUUAGAGACGAAGAAACGCUGAACGAAAUUGUCAAGGCAGCACGAGAAAGUUCAAAGGUGAAAGAAUUGUUCCCUGCACUUAUGUCAUUGGUCACCAGGUUUUCAAAGAGGAAGACACCUCUACAGAAUGGAUACAGAAUUUUUGAUGUCUACAGAAUAAAUCUAUUUAGAGAUAUGACAAAAUUUCUUCAACCAGACGGUGGCAUGUUUGAAUCAUGUAAUGCAAUGAUAAAGAACGUUCUGACGGACGGAUGUGAAUUAACGAAAGCGAAACAAGACAUGAUCGUCGAGGCACUAUCAGAUUGUCUGCUGAAAGUGAAAAACUUGACUUCAUCACAAGCAAAGGACCUGCUAGACGCUCUUCUUAUCAUGUUGAAAUCAGGAAGAAAAUGCAUGAUAAAUGCCGUGAAGAGGACCCUUAAGACCAAGGAAUAUACGAAGACAAUUGAAUGGAAGAAUUUGAUAGCGGAGGCGAAAGAAUUGCUAAAUGUGGUUGGAACAUUGAAAUGUGAUCAGUUGGAAUACACUGAGAGCAGAGAGUAUGACGAAGUUUUACGAGAAUUAUUGGAUACUGUCGAGAUAUCACUGGAAUUGUUUAAAUUGUUUAAUUCCAGAAAAGGAAAGAUUUUGAAAGACAUACUGAAUGACCACGUGACGCUUAUAUUUAACUGUUUAGAGAUGACAGAACCUAACAAAGCUUAAUUAGCAUACAAGGCAUCAGAUUCAAAGUACCUCACUAUUACGAUAAAAGAUAAAGAAAUAGUGGAUGCGAUACUAGAUAAAGUUGAUAAACUGUUGAAGCAGUCAGCUGAACUGUGGGAUACGGACAGAUCAGUGACAGUCCAACAUUUGCUAGACGCUGUAAUUAAAUCUUAUAAUGGUAUCGGGAAGAAUGUGACAGAUUCACAGAACUCAAUGUUUAUGUCAAUUUUCGACACGUGUUGUGAAGGAGAAAGUAUAGAUGAAAAAAUUUGUUCUCCCAGACGAAGAAAA
Messenger RNA from Mercenaria mercenaria, 2009 nucleotides. RefSeq lists its product as uncharacterized. Lineage: Eukaryota; Metazoa; Mollusca; Bivalvia; Venerida; Veneridae. The record is from RefSeq and is a predicted model, not a curated record. Bases 201 to 1718 code for a protein of 505 amino acids. The transcript has 14 exons.